GUACGUCACUAUUGCUAUACGUCACGUCAUUUUUGGGAGGCUAUGGAAAGUACCUACCUAAUAGCGGCUGAUUUUGUUUUUCUAUUUUAACUAAAAAGUACUGAAUAAAACUUAUUUAUUGUAUUUAAAUAUUAAGGAAUAGUGUAAUAGAUAUAAAAAUAAUAUGUCGUAUUCUAACAAGUAUACCUUCGCGGCGUUGCCUAGGACGCAGCGGGGAACACCUCUAGUGUUGGGAGGUGAUCCUAAAGGCAAAAAUUUCCUGUACACGAACGGAAAUUCUGUUAUAAUAAGAGAUAUUGAAAAUCCUGCAAUUUCGGAUGUAUAUACGGAACAUUCCUGUCAAGUGAAUGUUGCCAAGUACUCGCCUAGCGGAUUUUAUAUUGCUUCUGGAGAUGUGUCAGGCAAAGUUCGGAUCUGGGACACCGUGAACAAGGAGCACAUCUUGAAGAACGAGUUCCAACCAAUCGGCGGGCCGAUCAAGGAUAUCGCUUGGAGCGCUGACAGUCAACGUAUGGUCGUCGUUGGAGAAGGGAGGGAGAGAUUCGGUCAUGUGUUCAUGGCGGAAACUGGUACAUCCGUAGGAGAAAUUAGCGGUCAAUCGAAACCAAUCAAUUCAGUCGACUUUCGUCCAGCAAGACCGUUCCGCAUCGUUACUGCUUCUGAGGACAACACCAUCGCAGUCUUCGAGGGCCCACCGUUCAAAUUCAAGUGCACGAAACAGGAGCACACCCGUUUCGCCCAAGCUGUACGCUACAGUCCAGACGGCAGUCUGUUUGCUUCGGCUGGUUUCGAUGGCAAGAUAUUCCUCUUCGAUGGAGCUACGUCAGAGCUUAAGGGAGAAAUCGGUUCUCCGGCACACAAAGGCGGCGUGUACGGUAUCGCGUGGUCGCCGGACGGGAAGCAGCUGCUGUCCUGUUCCGGUGACAAGACCUGCGCGAUCUGGGACAUCGAGACCAUGCAGAGAGCCUUCAUUUUCAAUAUGGGAACCGCCGUCGAGAACCAGCAGGUAUCUUGUCUCUGGCAGGGCAAGCACCUCCUCUCCGUGUCGCUCUCCGGAGACAUCAACUACUUAGACGUCGAGAACCCGGACACGCCGCUCCGCGUGCUGACCGGUCACAACAAGCCCAUAACUUGUCUCGAGCUGCAAGACAAAGGUCUGUUCACUGCGAGCCACGACGGCUCGGUUACGCUGUGGAACGUCGAGACGGGCGCGGGGCGGCACGUGCGCGGGCGCGGCCACGGCAACCAGCUGAACGGCAUGCGCGCGGCGCGCGGCGCGCUGCUCACGUGCGGCAUCGACGACACGCUGCGCCGCGCCGCCGCGCCGCCCGACGAUGAUGUCCCGACAUACACAGAUGACGCCAUCCCGCUCGGCUCUCAGCCUCGAGGGCUGGACCAUCUCGCUGAUGAAGACUUAACCAUAGUCGCUACUGUUAAAGAGCUGACGGUCAUAGUGGAUGGUGCGAAGAAGUUUAGUCUCCCCAUCGACUACGAGCCGAGCUGCGUUACCAUCGACCCGAAAAACAAGCACGUCGCUGUUGGUGGUGGAGACAGCAAGGUCCACAUAUACACUCUCCAAGGCACAAGUCUCUCGCCUCUGACGGAGUUAAUUCAUCUCGGACCGGUCACGGACGCUCGCUACAGUCCGGACUCGAGCCACUUAGUGGCCUGUGACGCUAAUAGGAAGCUGAUAUUGUAUACGACCGAUGAGUACAAGCUGGCGCACAACAGGGAGUGGGGCUUCCACAGCGCGCGCGUGAACUGCGUGUCGUGGAGCCCCGACGGCGCGCGCGUGGCGUCGGGCUCGCUCGACACCACCGUCAUCGUGUGGAGCCGCCUCGCGCCCAACAAGCACACGCACAUCAAGAAUGCACACCCGCAAAGCCAGAUCACGGGUCUGACGUGGCUGGACAACAACACGCUGGCCACGGUCGGCCAGGACGCCAACACGCGUAUCUGGGACGUCCCCGCAUAAACGCUUCUAACUUCGGAUUCAUUUUUACUAUACAAUGUAUUAUUGGUAAAUGUCAGCUGGAAUUACACGGAAGGCAUCAUAGAUCGGAUAAAUUGUGUUACAAUAUUAUAUAAUAUUUAUUUAGACUAUAUGAUAUGUUCGACUUGGCUUUGUUCUAUUAAAUAAUCGUUUCGCAAUGUUUUUAUGUACCUCACAUAAAACUACAAAUGUGUGCAUUUAUAUUUCAAAUUCAACAAAAGUCUAAAUUAUUUUGGAACACGCUGUAUAAAUAGUUCUUAAAAAUAAAUACACGUAUAAAAAGUCAGCAUUUAUUUCAGAGCAGAGCAUUAUAGAGCAAUGAGAGAUAUAACUUGUAAUACAUACGUAUAUUGUAUAGUAAAUACAUCCUAAAAACUAACUCGUGAUUAAAUAGUCUAUACUAUAUACUAACCUAUUUAUUUACGAAACUAAUUAGCUGGUUUGUGACUAAAGUUACUAAUCAGGUUUGAAUAAAUGCAUUUUUUUUAUAUUUAUUUUUUGAAUGCUCAGAGAUUAAACGAUCUCAUAACUAGAAACCGUUUCAUUAGAUAUUGUACAUUUUUUAAAUUUGGAAUGGAAACAGUCAUUCAUUUAUGUUUGCUACAAACAUAUUAGUGGAUUGAUGUUCUAAUAAGUUUCAUACAAAGUUAGUUUAUCAUUUGUAUUGAUUGGAUGACGGAUUACCUUGCAAGGAGACUCGCUUCGUUACACGGAAGCGCAUCACAGGCUGUGAUUGGUAUUACUAAUUUUUUAUACUCCAAGUCAAAUAAUUCAUGUUUUAAUUCUUUGAACUUUAUUUGAAUUUUGUACAAUUUGUAAUGAAAUGGAAAAUGAGUUCUGAUCGUCAUAUUAUGAAGUGAAAUUAUUGUGUAUUAGUACAUGUAAGUUCAGAAUAGGGCGGGUUGUGUUGUAAUGUCGAUUUUAAUCUACGAAUUUAUGUUUUGAGUUGGUUACCAAGUACAUUAAACGAUCGUUGGAUUAAGGUGUAAUCUUUCUUAAAAAUGGGUAUACAAAACAUUAUUUUCUUAAAUAUUACUUACAAACUUUAAAUUAUUUAUUUACAGAAUCGACUGUCCUAAUUUUUUUUUAUAAGAAAACAUGCUAUGACGUUCAGGACUUAAUUUUUUUUUUAACUAAAAAGUAUUCAUUGGUUUAUCGUUUAAUUACUUAUUUGUAUUCACAUAAAACAUAUUUAUUCAUGAAAAAUGCUGAAACUUUUAUAAUCCAACUUUGAUUGUAAAACUUUUUAAAACAAACUCGAACUAAAAAAAUAUUUUGUCUUUUAAUACAUUUUAAGUCUUUCAAAUGGCUAACAUUAUAAUUUAUAUUAAAAAAUGUUGGCCUUGCCUCUAUUUUGUUUUCUAUUAUAAGUAUGCCUUUAUGAAUGACAAAGUGCUUUGUAUUGAUGAAAAAAAUAUCAUUUGUUUUGCUGACGCUAUGUAUAAAUUUAAAAAUGACAUGUCCGCUGUUUAUGUUGUUUAAAUUUAACUGUAUUUAAUUAAACGAUAAAUCAUUAUCAAAUAAAAGAUUCUUAGAUAGUGUAAAAUGCAUUUACGCUUGUCCUUUUGUAAGUUUUUACUUAGUAAGAACGAAAUCUAAACAUUUCGAGCAGUAUUUUUAUACUACCUAAUUUUCUGAUAGAUUUUCUCGUUUUUUACGUGGUUUCUACUAAAACUAAGCAUAUAAGUGAUAAAUAAAUUGUGUACACUUGUA
Messenger RNA from Vanessa tameamea, 3706 nucleotides. It is a transcript of the gene flr, whose product is annotated as flare. NCBI's taxonomy places the organism in Eukaryota, Metazoa, Arthropoda, Insecta, Lepidoptera, Nymphalidae. Gene Ontology annotation, molecular function: actin filament binding. The transcript has 13 exons. The record is from RefSeq and is a predicted model, not a curated record. Gene Ontology annotation, biological process: actin filament depolymerization; locomotion; sarcomere organization. The coding region runs from base 164 to 1975 and encodes 603 amino acids. Gene Ontology annotation, cellular component: cortical actin cytoskeleton.